CAGGGCGGAGAGGGGGCUGGCGACCCGGCCCGCAGAGCCGGCGCCAGCGGGCUGCUGAGGUGGCCGUCGCCGGCUCGGAAUUGCAGCUGCCCCGGGCCGAGCCCCCGAUGGAGGCCGAGGCCGCGGACGGCCCCGCGGGCGGGGUCGAAGCAGCGCUCAGCUGCUUCUCUUUCAACCAGGACUGCACAUCCCUAGCAAUUGGAACCAAAGCCGGUUAUAAGCUGUUUUCGUUGAGUUCUGUGGAGCAACUGGACCAAGUCCAUGGCAGCAAUGAAAUCCCGGAUGUCUACAUCGUGGAGCGCCUCUUCUCCAGCAGCCUGGUGGUGGUGGUCAGUCACACAAAGCCGCGGCAAAUGAACGUCUACCACUUUAAGAAAGGCACGGAGAUCUGCAAUUACAGCUACUCCAGCAACAUCUUGUCCAUAAGGCUGAACCGACAGAGGCUGCUGGUGUGCCUGGAGGAAUCCAUUUACAUCCACAACAUCAAAGACAUGAAGCUGCUGAAGACCAUCUUGGAUGUUCCUGCAAACCCAACAGGUCUGUGUGCCCUCUCUAUCAACCAUUCCAACUCUUACGUGGCUUAUCCUGGAAGCCUGACCACAGGCGAGAUUGUGCUUUAUGACGGACACUCCCUGAAAACAGUCUGCACGAUUGCGGCCCACGAGGGGACGCUGGCCGCCAUCACCUUCAACGCCUCGGGCUCCAAGCUGGCGAGCGCUUCUGAGAAAGGCACGGUCAUCCGGGUGUUCUCCGUACCUGAGGGGCAAAAGCUCUACGAGUUUCGGAGAGGAAUGAAAAGGUAUGUGACCAUCAGCUCCCUGGCCUUCAGUAUGGACUCACAGUUCCUUUGCGCCUCCAGCAACACCGAGACCGUGCACAUCUUCAAGCUGGAGCACCUGACCAGCAGCCGACCCGAGGAGCCUUCCACCUGGAGCGGCUACAUGGGAAAGAUGUUCAUGGCAGCUUCCACCUACCUCCCCGCCCAGGUGUCGGACAUGAUGAACCAGGACAGGGCCUUCGCCACCGGGCGUCUGACUUUCUCCGGACAGAAGAACAUCUGCACCCUCUCCACGAUCCAGAAACUGCCGAGGCUGUUGGUCGCAUCCUCCGACGGACACCUUUACAUCUACAACCUGGACCCUCAGGACGGAGGAGAGUGUGUCUUGAUCAAGACUCACAGGUUGCUUGGCUCAGGAACCACAGAAGAGAACAAAGAAAAUGACCUCAGACCUUCAUUACCUCAGUCCUAUGCAGCAACAGUAGCCAGACCAAGCGCAUCUUCCGCCUCCACGGUGCCAGAUAAUAUUGUGCCGUGGAAGUCAGAAGGGCAAAGCGAAGCAGUCAUGAUGAGAAGCGCGCCUCAGAAAUCAGGACACCCCCCAUCAGGUGGUUUUGGAGAAAACCAGGAAGGUGGAAGAAUGGCGUGCGAUGGUGGGCGCAGAGUGGGGGCAGGAAUCCCAGGUGCCCCCUGCUUAAGCCACAGGACAUGGCUCCCUGCUCACCAAGCCCCCCAGUCCCGGCUGCCAGUGGGUACGGGAGACACCGUGUACGCAUCCUGCUAUUGGAACUAUAUUACAGCCAUAAUGUCAAUGCUAACUAACCAUAUUGGUCUAUAGCCGGAAUUUUGUAUUAAAAGCGGCAUCCUUUUUCAAUGUAUGCUGUGUAAAAAUGUAUCUAUAGGAAAAUGUCUUCGAAUUGUACUUCUUGUAUGUUACGUACAUAGAGACUAUUUUAACCAGGCGAAGUACUUUUUUUUUGGCAGUGAUUGGAAUAAAUCACAUACUACCUUUGAGUCCCAUUUAGGACACUAAUAAUAAAAUCAUGGCAAUGCA
Messenger RNA from Myotis daubentonii (Daubenton's bat), 1832 nucleotides. It is a transcript of the gene WIPI1, whose product is annotated as WD repeat domain, phosphoinositide interacting 1. Gene Ontology annotation, molecular function: protein binding. The record is from RefSeq and is a predicted model, not a curated record. NCBI's taxonomy places the organism in Eukaryota, Metazoa, Chordata, Mammalia, Chiroptera, Vespertilionidae.